CGCCCCCCGCCCCGGAACAAUGCGCAGAGCGGGCGGGGGUCGCGGCGGGGCCGGGGGCUGCGCGGAGCGGAGCGGGGCCGGAGCGUGCGGUUCCGGGCGAGUCAGCCCUCAGCCAUUUUGCGCUGCCCUAUUGGAGAGCGGAGCGCAGCGCAGGGAAACGAGGAAAAAAAAAGGGAAAAAAAAAGGAAAAAGAAAAAAAAGAGGCCGACCCCCCCCCGCCCCCUCCCGUCGGAAGAACGUCGCCUCGCCGCCGCUCCCUGCCCCCGCCCCGCUGGGGGCUGCGGGCUCCGGCCCCGUGUCCCCGCGUCCCGUCGGGGCCGCUCGGCACAGAUCAGCUCGGUACAGCUCAGCUCAGCUCGGCACAGCACAGCUCAGCACAGCCCCCCGCGGCCGCCCCCGCCGCCUCCUGCCAUCUUGCGCUGCCCGGCGGCCCCACGCCCGGCCUUCCUCCCGCCGCCCCCGGGAGGCGGCCGCGGCCGGCGGGGGGAGGAGGGGGGGGGAGCGGAUCCCCGGGAGCUGCGGGGUUGGGGCGGGGGGAGAGAGCGGGGCGGCGCCUCGGAGCCGGCUCAGCCCCGGCGCUGGGGGCCCGGAGGGGCGGCCAUGGGGGCGGCGGCCGCGGGGAGACAGCGACCGGGGGCGGGGGGAGGCGGGCGCGUCCCGCCCCGGAGCCGCAGCCGCUGAGUUGCCGGUGGGGCCGACGGGCGCUGCCGCCACCGCCUCGGAGCCGCCCCGCGCUGCGCUGCGCUGCGAGCCGGCACGGAACGGCACGGCCAGAUACGGCACGGCCCGACACGCGUCACCGCGGUCCGCCCCGACGGCGGGCGGUGCUGCCUUAAAGCGGCGAUGGAGCUGCGGGGCCACGAGCGGGAUAGAGCAGGACUUCCUAACUACAGCCAUGGAGCUGCCUGGAGCCCUCAGAUCCCAGCGGCCCCAGGUGUUGAACCACCUCCCCCCAGAUGCGGGGCAGCCAUCACACUGCUGGAUGUGGCAUCAGGGUGAUGCUCACCGCCCUAUCCAAGCCUGGUGUUGCUGGGAAUGGGGCAGCACGGCUCCCAUGCCUGGUGGGGUUUCUUUCUAUGGAAAUGCCUGGAGCAGCUGCCCUGCAGAGUGACUCAUUUCCUGCUCUUGUGUCACAUUCUGGUCAGGCCAGUUUGGCAAAGGCUUUUUUCUCUCCGUCGCUGCCUUUCUCUGCUCUCCCCCACCUCGGAGGCCUGGGAUGAUGUGAAUGGCUCAGCCCCUGGCAGGAUGAGGCAGGAUUUUCAGGAAACUGCGUCAAAACCACAAACCUCCAAAAAGAAAAAAGAAAAAAACCCAAAAAGAGAGGAAAAAAAAAACAACAACCCAACAACAACAACAAAAAACCCAAACAAACAAUAAAAAAAGAACGAUUUUCUUUCCCUCUUUUCUGGGAGCAAGGGAGGCGGGUGGCCAGGCCGGGCUCCUCCUCACUGCCCCCAGAUCGGAGCUCUCUGCUCAUUUGAGUUCUGUGUUCCCUGGUGGCUGCCCGGGGCUCUGGCUGCGCCACGUCCCUGGGGCUGACAUGGGUUGGUCAGGACCGUGGCCCCAUCAUCCCUCCCUGUACACCUCCAUGUCUGCAGCACAAGGGAUGGCAGGACAGCAGGAGCAGGGCACAAUCUCACCCAAACCCUCUGCAAUCUUUGCUCCCAAGCAAUUCUCAUCCUUCCUUUUUCCCUUUCUGCAUGCUCCGUGCAAUUAAAGCAGGCUACAGCCAAAUGACCCGGCACCACACGCAUGCUAAAAAGCCCCCCGCCGGGCCGUCACUGAGCUGCCUUUGAACAGCCAUGUGUUGUUCCUAGGGCUGCAGGCAGCAUCUGCAGCCCUGCAAACCCAUGGUCCUGCUUGGUGCAGGGAAAUUGAGGCAGGAAAGGGGCAGGUGCUCGCCCGCAGCCCUUACAUCUGCAGUGCUAGAAAGCCAAAGGGUUUUGUUUGCCCACAGACAUGGGAAGUGCACGACGGUAUCAGCGUAAAUUGGGUCAGGAAGCAUUGCUAAUAAAAUGUCAAUCCCGGUUGUGUAAUGGGAGCAAUUAUGGGUUUAGGUCUCGUUAGGACACUGAGAAGGAAAACAUGGCUGCUCCGAGGGCAGCGGGAGGCAAAAAACGAGGAGGGUCCUUUGAGAAGCUGUUGUGGUGCCUGAGUUCCAUCACUGCAUCACUGGGUCAGGACUCUGCUCCUCACCUAGAGCUCCAGUCCCCAAACUGGGCCCCCUGCUGCCACCAUUCCUAGGGUCCCAUCCUGUGCAUGAUGGGGACAGGGAUGCCUGGGAGCUCUUACACAGAGGGGGCAGUGGGGAUGGAGCGCCUUGGGCAGCAGUACAGCAUAAAGGGAACUGCAGAGGCAUCCAUGAACACUUAGAGAGUCAUACACUGCAUUUGGUCCCACUUACGGCUUAUAAAUGAUUACUGCGCGUUUUAAUAAAUGGUUAAUCAAGUGUUAGAGUCCAAACAAGUUGAUGGGUUGCUUAUUACCACGGUUUAUAACCUUUUAUGAAUGCCUUCUGUCGAUGUACUUAUAAACAUCCACACCACGUACUUCUCGUGUCUUGACAUGUUGGUCACAUCUGGGGGAAGUUGGUUAACUCUUGAGCUGCCCAUCAGUGGUAAAACCAACAUGGUGCCGGGCUUCACUGCUGCUCAGCUGCACAUCUACACGUGGGCAGCCCAGGGCGAUGCGGGCGCCGUGGUGUCCCCUCAUCCUUGUCACUCUGUGAUGAUGAAAAGGGAUGGAACGACCCUGCUUUGGUGUGAGCCAGACACAUCCAAAUCCAGAAUAAGUCGGCAGUGGGGUUUUGUUCCUCGUGUGUUUUUACCACUAGGACAAACAAUGAGGGGAAGUGAGUGGUGGAUUCUUCAUCGCUUGAAGUCACCAAAUGAAGACAGGAUGUCUUGCUGGAACGCGUGCCUGAAUCAAAAACACAAGUUGUUGGGCCCGAUGCAAGGAACUGGGUGAAAUUCCGCAUACAGGAGGUCAGAUGGGAUGAUUUAGUGGUCCCUCUGGCCCCCAAACCCACGGAAACAUCCUCGGCCAUAGCCGUCAAUUCUGCGGGUAGCGCAUCUACAGCCCCUCACGUCAUGUUGCAAAUAAUGCAAUAAAACUCUCAAUAAGCUGAAUAACAAGGAAACAAUUUCAAAUAAGAGUCUCUGAAAUCUCCUUUUAAGGCAAUGAUGGGAUUCCCACCGCUGGUGGUGCUCCCGACACCUCGCAAUGCUGUCAGCCUGCAGCCUGCAGGAGGCCCCAUCGCAGCCCCUGAGCCUGAACCCCUAUCGGCUCUAUGGGGAAAUGGGGUGGGCAGGGAGCAGCACUGCGACCAUGAGCCCCCUGCCAUGGGGACCCCAUUCCCUGUUCUGCAUCCUCCCGCCUGUCCAGGUCCCUGGUGCUGCCAUUCACUUUUGGGAUGGGAAACAGCCCCAGCCCUCCCUGCACACUGUGGAAGGAGGGAAAAAAGAGAGAGAGAAAUAAACAAACAAAUCCCUUCCCUCUCUUGGCUUGGCAUCUGCUCACAGCCCUUCCAUUAUUAAUUAGAGGAGCUGCCGGCGUUAUUAGCAACAAACCGCUCCUAAUGAAGUUCAGAGCCGCAGAUCCAGGAGGGGCUCCCAGACACCGCUUUUCACAAACCUUAAUUAAAUUCACCGCCUGAAGGUGCUUUAGGCUGGGCAGCACAGUGCGGCGGGGCACGGGGCCGGGCCAGGGCUGCAGGCAGGAGCAGCACCCCAGGGCCAUGCACGGCACCGGUUGGGAUGUGCCUUGAAAAGGGACAGUGCAGGUUCUCUCUGAUCCCGGUGCUGUGGGGUCCAGAGCUCCCCCGCUGCUCUGCUUAUCUCCCACGCAGCCUUGAUGCAUUGCAAUGAUUAACUGGGUGCCAGAGGGGAGGUUCCCAGUGCUGUCCUUGCUGGGCAGCACUUUGAGGCAGAUGGCACAUGGGGUUUGGGGCAAGGGAACCGGCCGCAGCCAUUCGCUCAUUGCUUCUAUCUGACGCAGGCAUGGCCAAGACAAUGUCCCUGGAUGAACAGCAACAAAACCCACCCAGCUCCUUGCACAUCCCUUCCCUCCCCCACCUUCAGCUUCCACCCUUCCCCUCUCUGGCCUUAAAGGAAUUUAUUACGGAGGAGCAUAAAGAAGAUGACAGCAAAACCGUUCAGUGUUACUGGGAACUCAUCGCACCGUUAGCACAGCACUAUCUCAUCCCAGCACCCACAGAGAAGGACACGGAGAAGUACGCAAAUACCUUUAAUGCACUUAGGAUACAAGGGAGGAGAAAAAACGUUUAGUGAUCCACAAAAAUAUUACAAAAGUCACGUGCAGGCGAAACGUACCCGGCACUGAAAUAACCAUGUAAGAAUUUACAUUAGAAACUAAUAUAAAAUAUUUUAAAACCUCUGCUAGUUUAGCUUUCUGUUUUGUCUUUUAUUUAAAAAAAAAAACAAAAAACAAAAAACAAAACAAAAAAACACAACAAAAAACAACAAAAAAACCAAAAGAAAGCAGGGAGUGGGGUGGGGAAUAAAGGCCAUCUCCAAGGUCCCGACGUGUCGCCGGGUCCCCCCGGGAAGCUGUGCAGAAACACUGUGAAAUGCAAAGCACCUCACGGACCAGCAAGGCCCACACCAUGCACCGCUAUAGGGAAACACUGCUGUGCCCAGCAAGGGUGAAGGGCUGGAAUCCCCUAUGGGGUCGGGGUGAGGCACGAAGCCCCCACCACCUCGGGGGGCAGCGCAGAGAGCAGAGCGGGCAGGGGGCUGCAGCACCCACCCAAACACACCGUGCUGAUGUAGGACCCAUGGUGGCGGUGCGGUUCCUCCCACCCCCAGCCCCGCUGUGCGUGCUGCACUAUUUCCGGAGCUGCUCUUUCGUUGCGGUUGGGCCCCAGGGACGGGAACAAAGGAGCCAUUUUGAUCUCCAGCUUCGCCGGGGAGAGGAGGGACAGGCUGAGAGAAAAGAGCAGUGUUUGCAAAACACAACAAUCGCAGGGAAUUUUCCUCCUGCUUUGAGAGGCUGUUUCUUUUCCUCUGUCUUCCUCUUUUUUUAUUAAAAGACAGAAGAAGCAGCAUUACGGCUGGAGUAUAAACAACAGCAGCGGGUGCUUGUAGGCCGCAGUAGGCCUCACGUGCCCAGCUCAGCCCAAGGCCGCUGAGCCCACGAGGGGCUGCGCUCCCUUCAUGGCCAUGGGGCCCAUCAGCAGUGCUGGGGUUUGCCCACAGCUUUAGGGGAGCCCUAGGGGCAGGCCUGCAGCCCGCGCCAUCUUCUUCUCUGCUUGAAAUGUUGGACUCGUGUGGAACACAAGCUGGUUUGUUUUGCUUUGUUUUGUUAUUUUUAAAAGGAGGACAAGCAGGCACCGCACAGCAGAGAAAAAAAAAUGGUACAAAAAUAGUAGGUUGCUACAGAGCUUGUUAAAAACUGGUCCCAGAGACCUAAAUUCGGCUUUAACAUCUCAGGAUGUGAACCCCACUGGCAAACGCGCAUAUAGAGCUUGUUUUGGAUGCAGUCUGGCUUCUGGGCAAGCCUGCUUUUAUCCAUGGGGACAGAUGCACUGAGAGGGAUUCCCGGGUGCUCGACAGCUCAUCUGCCCUCACAGCGUCGCUUGAAGGGAGAAUUAAGGCACAAUAUGGGAUCUGAAGGAGGGCACUUGCACAGGAUUGCCUGCUGAGAGUGGGGGCUGCCCUGGUGCCAGCAGUGACCCCAGCUCACCCACAAGCUGAAGCCCAGCACUCCACCCAGCAGCACCGUGUCCAGGAUAGGGGAAAAUAGGGCACAUGGGUCUGCGGGCUCAUGAGGCCUGAAGGUUCUCACAGAAUCUUAGGAUCGUUUGAGUUGGAAAGGACCCUUAAAGGCCAUCUGGUCCAACUCCCCUGCAAUGAACAGCAACUCCUACAGCUCCAUCAGGUGCUCAGAGCCCUGUCCAGCUUGAAUGUCUCCCCACUGCUGUGGUGCCACAGACAAGCCUGCAAGGUGGGCCACAAACUCUGGACGCCUGCCUAGGAGGGGAUGAGCACCAGCGCAGACACAGAGACAAGCAGCCAAGUCCCCAUGCAGACGCAUCCUCCAACCAGCAGCCCUGAGAAGCACACAGCCGGCCCAACGUCCUCAGUGAAGCAUCUCAGAGAGGUUUGGUGAGGAGCAGGGAUACAUUUGAUGAAGCAAAUGGGUGCUGGGUGAGCAAUAAGGCUUGCCCAGUGACCAGGCUGGGGGCUCCCGUGGGGGGCACUGGAGCGAGAGCUCCACUCCCUGCCCCACGCUCAUUAAAAACCCAAAUGAUUCAGAAGCAGCUGCACGGCCAUUCCCCAUCUCUGAGCUAACACAGUCAUUCACAGCCCACACCCUCAGCAAUGGGCAUAGGCCAAGGUGUGAAUGUGCAGUGGGACGUGCACAGCCAGGUCCUUACCCCCACGCAGGACCUUGGUAGGUUGUGGUGUGGACAUGAGGACUGGUCUGCAGGGACCAUUGCAGCUCAGUGCCAUCCCCUUUGGUUUUUGGCUUCCCUGCAUCCCACUGAGAUGGCACAAAGGACUGCGCUGCUCAAAGAAGCCCCAGCUGUGGGUGCAAGGGGGGCUGCUAACCUGACUCCAGCACGCAGCCUCUCCCCAGCAAUCUGUUCCCUCCAAGCCAAGCUCUGCUUUCAACUAUUUUUUUUUUAAAGCUACACCUCCUAAAUAUUUCUACUGGUCGCAGAUGAAAAACAAAAUCCCCACUUCUUCAAAGACCAUUUGAUGACCCGACAGUGUCAUUUCAAAAGUCAUCCAAGAGCAACUGAAUAUUUGAAGUGAGGAGCUUCAGAAUAUCACUUCAAAUCACUGCUGGCAUAUCUACGUACAGUCAAACCAAUAUAUCACCAUCCUCAAAGAUAUUAUACACAGCAGGCACCACCUAACUAAGCCACUGAAAAUAUCACUGUAGGUCAUUCCAGCCACAGGACCGACUGCUCUGCCCAGGUCACAUCCCACAUGCUGAAACUAUACAAUAAUUCUUCUGUUUUUAAUCACAAGUUGAGAAGGAAAGUAGUCCUGGCUUUUGGGACUUCCCUUGUUCCAGAACUGCUGUCACGUGUUGCAUUUUCAAGGCAUUGCAGAUCUGCCACGAGGUUCUUCAUCUUUGGAAAUACCCCUACCUCACUGCAUCCAGGAGAGAGAAAACCUGUACCCACUUAUUUUAAACUGACAUUUAUAUCCAGAUCACUAUCUCUAGACAACAGACGCCUCAUGGGUUUUGGCUUCAUAUAAUCCUGCUUCAGACCUUUCACACAAUCUAGAAGAAAAAUCAGCACCAGCAGACCUACCACCUCAGCAGGUUUGGGCUAGAAAAUAGCAUGGCAUUUAUUAACGCUGGUGCAUUUCCCUUUUUAAAACUAUUUGCUCACUAAAAUACAAAGGUUUCUUUCCCAGUUCCUUCACACACAGGCAUGUCCUCUCGCCCCAAGAUGAAAAUAUCCAAACUCGAGAUCUCAUUUACUUGCCAAUGAGUAAGCCUUUGGCACAGCUGCAGACUUGAAGCGAUUCAGGGGAGGGGAGGUCCUGUGGGUGAGCAGCUCCUCACAACGCCGAACAACACGCAACUUUCUUUUUCUCCAUAACUGUUGAGAGGCAGCAGCACGACCUUGGAGCUCAAGGGUUGACUUUCACCAGUUUCUCUCCUAUAGUUGGUCUAACAAUAAGACAGCUUUCUAUUUUAGCAGUUAACGUUUGUCUAAUAUUUUCCCCCUUAGCUAGAAGGGAAGAUUUCACUUCCUUCCCCUGAAAUCCUCCCCGUAAUUGUUAUCCGGCUACUGGCAAAGAUCUGUUGAGAAAAUGUCACAGAAAUAGAGAUUUCUGGCAUGCCACCUGUUCAUAACUCAAUACACAGAACUAUAUAUAAAUACAUGACAUGGAACAAAAAAAACAACACACACUCAGGAAUACUGGGUGGAUUUUCAAAUGCAUUCAGUGUGCUCCCUCUGAAGUCAAUGAAAACCCAACCCAGAGCGUCUGAUGAGAGUAAAUAUGGUGGGGACAACAUACGCAUAGACAGAACUGGAGCACAAGGCAGCCUGGAGGAGCCACCUGCCCUGCUGCAAAGGCUCCCACAGGUCACAGGGCAGGAGCUCCUCAGCCUUGCAGAUGUCUCAGACCCACAGAGGGUGUGAUGGACUCCUCUCUGCCCUGUGCUCAUCUCUGCAAAAAGAGCAACAACUGACCUUCCAAAAACCCCUUCCCCACUAAGAUGUGGACUUUAAGCUCCAUGUAAUGAGAGCUAGCAUCUGGAAGGAAGGAAGAACACAUGGUGAUGGCCCAGCGCUGCUGCAGGCACCCUCAGCAAGCCCAUAGCAGAGCAGUCCACGGGCUACUGCUGGUAGAUGGCUUUGGGGCAAUAUUGUAGUUGUCGCCCUGCCCUUUUUCUGACCACCACAACUGUUUGUUAGUUCAUUAUCUUGGGACAGGACGCUUGGUGAUACUGUUUCUGAAGCUGGACUGGUAGAUUUCCAUGUUGUUCUCCAGCCCACAGUGUCCCCUGGUUAUGAAUCUUGAGUGCAGAAGGCUUGUGCAGGCUUAGUGUGAACCAGGACAAUGAAAACUGGCCAAUAGAUCCCAUGGAUGAAUGCAGUCUGCCACAGCACAGAAAUCACUCUGGCUGGCACAUACAGAUAUCUGAAAGUUUGUUCUUUCACAGCAGGAUUUCAAGAUGAUCCGCUGAGUUCAGACAAAAUGACAAACUCAUUUACAUGUAAAUUGCUUUCGUAGCUUUGCAGAAAGGAAGGUUCUGCUGAGCAGUGUUGGACCCUGCAUUUGGCCUGCCUUAAAUUAUAAUAUAACAACAAUUAUAAUAAUACAAAUACUACUUUGUACACAAAGCACGCCCUCCCCUGCAAACCCUGGCAUGCUUCGGUAGGUCCUACAGCCCUCUAGUCAAUAAUCACCCUCUCUGCACAGAGAGACAUUGAGUGACUUGCCUGAGGCCACAGAGGAAUUCUGUAGCAAGUCCAAGGAAAGCUUUGUGGCUCCUAGCUCUGCUUCUUGACCAGCAUUAACCAGCCUCUAAUAUAUGCAAAAAACAUCAAAGCAGUCUGUGCCAGGAAGAAAAAAACAAACA
Messenger RNA from Coturnix japonica (Japanese quail), 9075 nucleotides. RefSeq lists its product as uncharacterized. The record is from RefSeq and is a predicted model, not a curated record. NCBI's taxonomy places the organism in Eukaryota, Metazoa, Chordata, Aves, Galliformes, Phasianidae.